Fusarium fujikuroi IMI 58289 is the source of this 1347-nucleotide messenger RNA. RefSeq lists its product as uncharacterized. The coding region runs from base 1 to 1347 and encodes 448 amino acids. NCBI's taxonomy places the organism in Eukaryota, Fungi, Ascomycota, Sordariomycetes, Hypocreales, Nectriaceae. Gene Ontology annotation, cellular component: nucleus. The record is from RefSeq and is a predicted model, not a curated record. The transcript has 4 exons. Gene Ontology annotation, molecular function: DNA-binding transcription factor activity, RNA polymerase II-specific; transcription cis-regulatory region binding; zinc ion binding. Gene Ontology annotation, biological process: DNA-templated transcription; regulation of DNA-templated transcription.
AUGAGCAAGGAGCUUCAAGAACUACGCAAUCAGACCCAUCGCACAGAGGGUCAAUUGGUGGCUGGAUCGAGCUCUGCAUCCGAGAGCAGAUCGCCGGCAUCCCAGGAUGAAGGUGUAGACGACUUUGAGCUCACAUUGUUCACCGUGAGCUUGGGUGGGGUAGUCAUCGAGUCUUCAACUGUGACAGAGGCCUUCAUGGUUUUUGCCGAGUACAUGCGCCCUCGGCUUCCGGUGGUCGCCUCCCUCUCCGCCCAAGCAGCCUACGAGACCCAGCCCCUUCUCUUCUGGACAAUUGUCACAAUUGUGCUCUGUCGCUUACCUGAGCCAGAGAACAUUGCCUUAUUCCAGUUGCUUCGGGCGCCAUAUGAGAGAUUGGUACAGGAGACUGUGACUGACGCGCCACUACCGCUUUACAAAGUGCAAGCUUUGCUACUUCUCUGCAACUGGCCAUUGCCAACGGAGAAACAAUGGAAAGAGCCCAGCUGGCUUUACUGCGGUGUUGCCAUCCAAGCUGCUCGAUACUUGAGUCUUGAUCGUCAACAGACCAUCCCAUCGCUUCGAGUCAUCGGAGUCACAUCGGGGAGCAUUCGGUCAAGAAUCAACACUUGGCUGUCUUGUUUCAGUGUGUCAACAUCACUGAGCUUACACCUGGGUCUUCUUUGUCCUAUCGAAUCGGAGCUGGACUUUGCUGCUAUUCAUGCAUUCCUAAAACGACAAACUGUACCGCCAGCCUUUGCGAUCGAAGUACGCAUCCAACUAGUCGUCGCAAAAUUUACACCGCUACUCAACCAUGAGCUGGCAGACGGCACGAGCUCAUCAUUCCUUCGCUUGUUUGACACUGAACUUGAUGCGAUAAAGAACGAGAUACUUCCGGAUGAAGAAACAAAAAGCAUAAUUGAAUACGCAAUUCUAGACGCCAAGAUACACAUAUAUACACUUGUAAUCACAAAAUCCCCAGCAAAUUCAUCCUCUCGCCAGAUCCUUCUUCGAACAGCACGCGAUAUCGCUCUUCGAAUAGUCGAAAUUGGAACACGAGCUAUCCGUAGCAACCCCGAAAACACCACUUUCAUCCGACGCGAGAAAUGCCAACCGAAAGAUCGCCAUAGAUGUCUGGGCUUCUCCACAAUCUUCCUCCUCAAAUUCUUCAUCCGCCAGAGUUCAGACAGUCCCGAACAGCGACAAAUAGUGGCAAACCAUGUCGCUAUGACACAAACGUUGUGUAGAGCAUGUACGAUUGAUCCAAAAGAUGAGUUCAGUCGUAUCGUAAGUGUGUUUGAAGCGCUUGGACGGGAGAGUUCAAACGAGGAGGAUAAAACGAACGGGGAAGAUACGAGGAAAGCCUGUUGA